Baudoinia panamericana UAMH 10762 is the source of this 920-nucleotide messenger RNA. RefSeq lists its product as uncharacterized. The record is from RefSeq and is a predicted model, not a curated record. Bases 215 to 691 code for a protein of 158 amino acids. Lineage: Eukaryota; Fungi; Ascomycota; Dothideomycetes; Mycosphaerellales; Teratosphaeriaceae. Gene Ontology annotation, molecular function: fatty acyl-CoA hydrolase activity. The transcript has a single exon.
CACGAGUAAGUCUCAUCGCGCCACCACAUCCGCAUCCAUCUGCAUGCUGAGUCGAGCCUCGUAAAGAACCCGUGUCGCACGUGGGCAUAUGCACACUUACUUCAACGCCGGCCUGUCUCGAAGCCGGGCAGAUGUUGCUACCGUACCGCUGACCUUUUCGCAGCCUGCUUCAAUUACAGUAAGAUCGUAACAGUCCGGAGUGUCACCCGCGAUCAUGGACGCAGAUACAUCCAAGACAGCUGAACAUGCGCAUAUCGAGCACCUUGUGAAGACAAAGCUUCCAGGCAGUCCAAUCUACGCAUUCCUGUUGUCUGAUGUUGUCAUAACGAGCGCUUCCAAAGGGCAUGUGGUAGCUCGGCUACCUCUCUCGCACAAUCACAUGAACUCGAUGCAGUCGCUCCAUGGGUCAGUUUCUGCUACCAUUGUAGACUGGAUGGGCGGGAUGGCGAUUGCUACGCACGAUCUCCGUGCUGGAAGUGGCGUCAGCGUUGACAUACAUGUCUCAUACCAGAGCGGCGCAAAAGUCGGCGAGGAGAUCGAGAUUGAGGGCAUAGCAGAGAAAGUCGGUGGCAGCCUGGCUUUCACGAAAAUCAACGUUUUCAAAGUUGAAGGCGGCAAGCGAGGAAGGAUCGUGAUUACAGGCACGCACACGAAGUUCGUGAAGGGCUCAGAACCACAGAAAGCUUCAUGAGCAUAUGGCAGGGCAACUACCUGGACUCUUUGCGUCUGACAUGUGGACAUAUACUUUGAAUGUCGGGACUCACUCUAACCAGGAAAAUCAAGACAUAUUCGUCUGCUUCUGAGAGGUCACGGCGAGCUUUGCAAUGAGUCGGUGAUCAUAGAAGAUAGACCACAUACGCAGACGUAUCGAUACUUCGAUAAACUGAGCUUUCAUAUCCACGCGCGGUUGACAUAACGAC